This is a messenger RNA of Silurus meridionalis, 3436 nucleotides long. It is a transcript of the gene ttk, whose product is annotated as ttk protein kinase. NCBI's taxonomy places the organism in Eukaryota, Metazoa, Chordata, Actinopteri, Siluriformes, Siluridae. The coding region runs from base 152 to 3139 and encodes 995 amino acids. Gene Ontology annotation, molecular function: protein binding; protein serine/threonine/tyrosine kinase activity; ATP binding. The transcript has 25 exons. The record is from RefSeq and is a predicted model, not a curated record. Gene Ontology annotation, biological process: chromosome segregation; peptidyl-serine phosphorylation; protein localization to kinetochore. Gene Ontology annotation, cellular component: kinetochore; spindle; nucleus.
ACCAAUCAGGACGCAGAGCUGGGCAGGGUGGCGAUUUUGAAACUCGGACAAAACACUUCUGUUUUUGUCCAUGGACUAAAUGAUAAGACUUAAUAUUGUGUAGACGAUAUAAAUACAGUUUUUGGUGAAGGUCUCCGGUAUAAUCGACGGGAUGGAUGAAGAGGAGAACACUGACCGGAAGUUGCAGAUUGCCAUGCUGUGUCAGAAGCUGGAGAAGAUCAAGAGAUAUUAUAACGAUGAUGACACUGACAACAUUAACCAGAUCAUCAGUUCCAAUUCCCCUGACACAUGCCGUACCUUUUUGACUAAUCUUGAAAAGAAAGGCAAUCCUCAGUCCGAUCCUACGCUCUUGUCCAAAUUAAUGGACUGCUACACUCGAGUUUUCUCGAGCAUGCCACUAGGAAAACACAGCCAGAAUUUAAGCUAUGCAAAGAUGCUGGUCAGAUUUGCAGAACUUAAAGCUAUCCAGGAUGUCAAUGAUGCACGGGAUAGUUUUGACAUAGCAAGAUCCCACUGUAAGGAUUUUGCCUUUGUCCAUAUCGCAUAUGCUCAGUUUGAGCUUUUGCAAGGUGAUGGAAAGAAAAGUGCCUUGAUUCUUCAGCAGGCUAUUGAAAUGGGAGCUAAACCAUGGGAAUCUCUGGAAGCUGCAGUGCAAAAUUUAAAACUGGGUAAAUGUCUGCUUCUUUCCCAAGAAGAUAAAGAGAAUUUUGCAGUGACUGAAGAUCUACAAGAACCCAUAAAGAGCAACUUAUUGUCAAAAGUUGAUUCCAGGCAAUCUGAUGUAUCAGGUGACUUUCAGCUGGCCAGAGGUUUUUCUCUGGGAUCAGAUCAGAAGAACAGCCCCCCCGAUGACCCCAUGCCAACCUGGAGGUCCGGAUCACAACGCAAAAGAACGAUUGCAAUGCCUGGGAGGAUUCCAAUGGUCCCUCUGUCUAUUCCUGAAAAUGAAAACAUUGACAGUGUUUAUAAGCCCGAGGCUCCCAGCUAUGGCAGCAGUUUGUCUAGGUCAACAUAUCGCCCAAAUGCAUUUGCACUUUCCUCUUCGAAGAAGAGUUCUGGAGAUGGUGAUUCUUAUAACUACAACCUGUUAAAUCUCAAGCCGCUUGUUAUUAGUCCAGAGCCACAUCCUGGGGAGGACAUUGUUGAUGUGGACUCCACCACAGCACUUCUGCACAGACCAGAAAGGAGAGACAUUACCGAUUUCAAUAGCCAGAUAAUGGGUUCAAACUCUCCUGAGGCCUGCUACACGUACCUCACUGACCUGGAGAAGACCAAUGACCCUCGCACAGACGCUGCUUUUCUCUCCAGGCUGUUGGGUUGCUACUCUAAAGUGUUCACCAGAUUUCCUCUGGCACAGUAUAGCAAGCUUGAAAGCUAUGCACGGAUGCUGGUCAGAUACGCCGAAUUAAAAGUAAUUGAAGAUCCUGAUGAAGCAGAAGAUAAUUUCAUCAUUGCCCGAGCAAACAGCAAAGCCUUUGCCUUUGUCCACAUUGCCCAUGCUCAAUUUGAGCUCUCACGAGGUAAUGGUAAGAAAAGUGCUUCCAUUCUGCAAAAGGCUGUGACAUCAAAUGCAAAACCAGUUGAACUUCUUCAUAUGGCAAUAAGGAAUUUAAAGUCUGGAAAAACCCAACUUCUCCCUGUGGAAAGUAAAGAGAAUGUUGCAGUCUCAGCAGGAGUUUUCAGUAAUGGAGGAAGUAAGGAGGAAGAGAACCCGUUGAGAAUUUCUACAAAUAAAACGCAGCCUAAAUCAUACCCUGUGGAAAGCUUGCCUGAAUGGAAGAUUCCGGCAAGUGUCAACAGACAAGCGUCUCCAGAGGAACAGAAGCGUGCUAUCGAUCCCGUUCCCACUCCACGGCCUCUUCAGUUGCUUAGAACUCCCUCUGCCUCAGCUGUUUCAGUUCCUUCCAGGAUAAACCCAGUCAUUAGCUGCCAGACACCCAACUACAAAGACUUCCAUGCAAACAGUUUUGUUACACCUGUUGUGAAACAGAGACCAACUGUUGUGUCCGUUCCGUCUCAGAGGGUUGGUCAUGCUCAAUUGCCCUGUACCCCACAGAGUCAGGUGUCUUAUGUGCAGCAGACACCACAGGGUUCUGUCAGUACCCUCUCUAAUGAAUCGAUCACCAUCAAAGGCAAACAAUUCUUCAUUUUAAAGAUGAUCGGCAGAGGUGGUUCCAGUAAGGUUUACCAGGUUCUGGAUCAGAAGAAACAACUGUAUGCUGUAAAAUAUGUGAACUUGGAGGAAGCAGAUGCCCAGACAGUUGAAAGUUACAAGAAUGAGAUUGAGCACCUGAACCAUCUCCAGCAGUACAGUGACCAGAUCAUUAAACUGUAUGACUAUGAGAUCACAGACAGUUACAUCUAUAUGUUAAUGGAGUGUGGCAACCUGGAUCUCAACACAUGGCUUCGCAACCGCAAGACUGUCAACUCACUGGAAAGGAAGUUUUACUGGAGGAACAUGCUGGAGGCUGUGCAGACUAUCCACAAGCAUGGAAUUGUCCAUAGUGACUUAAAGCCAGCUAAUUUUGUCAUUGUAAAUGCCUCACUGAAGUUAAUUGACUUUGGCAUUGCAAACCACAUUCAGCCAGACAUGACAAGUGUUAUGAAGGACUCACAGGUGGGGACACUAAACUACAUGCCACCAGAGGCUAUUAAAGACACGUCAUCCAAAGGUGGAAAGCCAAGGUCAAAGAUCAGUCCAAAGGGAGACGUCUGGUCACUUGGAUGCAUACUGUAUUGUAUGACCUAUGGGAAAACCCCGUUCCAGACCAUCACCAACCAGAUCACUAAGCUUCAUGCUAUUAUUGAUCCAUCCCAUGAGAUUGACUUCCCUGACAUUCCUGAGAAGGAUCUUUUAGAUGUACUGAAGCGGUGCCUGGUGCGGAAUCCCAAAGAGCGAAUCUCGAUUGCAGAACUGCUCGAUCAUCCAUACUUACAGCUGCAGCCCCAACAACCUCCUGAACGAGUGGAACCGUGUUCCAACAAUGAUCUAAAGAGAAUUCUGAAUGAGUUGGCUGCCUUACAGUCUCCAAACAGCAUUGCAAGAGCUGCUAGUAACCUGGCAAAAAUGUGCAACAGUGGGAAGAAACUGGAUGUUUCCGAGUGUGUCAGGAGCUCUAGUCAGUCUUCUUGGAAGUGAAUAUUCGGAUGUGGUUAAAAUAUAUAGUCAUAAAUAGUUUCUAAUAAUAGUUUCACAAAACAACACAUUCAUUGGAUUUCUUCAACAGGACUUACUUUUCUUUCAUUUUUAGGUCUUAUUUUGAACUGAGGAAAAAGAACUCGUGACUUGUUUUCAUUGCUUAAAAACCCUUUAUAUCCUCUAUCUCUUAUAGAGGUCAGUUUCUAUUAAAUUCAAACCCCUUUUUAAUUGCAACAUUUCCCAUGAUCUCUUUCUGUAUGUGUAAGAUUCUUACAAAUAAACUUACCCUGUAAGGUA